Molecule: messenger RNA, 940 nt
Organism: Periophthalmus magnuspinnatus
Lineage: Eukaryota; Metazoa; Chordata; Actinopteri; Gobiiformes; Gobiidae
Product: C-factor-like
Exons: 6
Coding region: 80-862 (260 amino acids)
Source: RefSeq, a predicted model, not a curated record
CGUGGUUUAAUCUGCUAAAAUAAAUUCUUGACAAGGAUAGAUUCACUUGAAGUGGAUCAAAGCUGCAAAGAAGAGGAAAAUGUCUUCUAAACCCAUCAGCGUGUUAAUAACAGGAGCCAACAGAGGCCUGGGUCUGGAGAUGGUCAAACAGAUGGUGGAUACACAGAGUCCCUUGACACCUUUGAGUGUGCUGUUCGCUUGUUGCAGGGAUCCGGAUGGACCCAGAGCUGAGGCCUUGCAAGCUCUGGCAAAGAUGCACAAAGACACCAUCAAAAUCAUCCGUAUGGACACUGCAGACCGGAGCAGCAUUAAGCAGUCAGCUGAACAGGUGGGCUCACUUCUGGGAGAAAACGGUCUAAACCUCGUCAUUAACAAUGCAGCCAUCUUAACUCAUUCUACUGUGGCCGACUCCACUCCAGAGACGAUGGCUAAAGACUUCAACACUAAUGUAAUUGGCCCCAUGAGCGUCAUUCAAGAGUUUUUGCCUUAUCUACGUGCAGCAGCAAAGAACAGCGCGGAGCCUGGGAUGUCCUGUCGAAAAGCAGCGGUCGUCAACCUCUCCACUAUUCUCGGAUCAAUCGAACUUACGUCACAGUCAUAUGAAAACUUUAGCACACUCCCAUACCGCGUCAGUAAGGCAGCACUGAACAUGCUCAUCACUUGUGCUGCCGUUGAGCUUAAAAAGGAUGAGAUCUUGUGCACACUGCUGCACCCCGGAUGGGUCCGGACAGACAUGGGCGGAGCCAAUGCCUCAAUAGACGCCCAGGAGAGUGUCCAGGGGAUGCUGAAGAUUAUGAACUCCAUGACUGAGAAGCACAAUGGAGUUCUGCUGGAUUAUAAAGGCCAGAGCAUCCCCUGGUAACUGAGGCAUUAUCUUAUAGGAGAAUUGAAGUGAUAAACAUGUUUUUAAAAAAACCUUCAUUAAAAUAAUAUUUUACCU